AUAAAGUGACUAUCAUAACGACGAAACCCUAGCCACCCCUCAACACUCUCCACUCUAACCCGCAGACGAGCAAGGCCUUUUCCGUCUCUGCAAUCUACUGGUUUAGUCAUGGCGGACGUUGAGACCGAUGUCGCUGCAGCAGGACAGCCAAAGAAGAGAACGUUCAAGAAGUUCAGUUUUAGAGGAGUUGAUUUGGAUGCUCUGUUGGACAUGUCUACCGAUGAGCUUGUCAAGCUCUUUCCUGCGCGUGCUCGCAGGAGGUUUCAGAGGGGCUUGAAGAGGAAGCCAAUGGCACUUAUCAAGAAACUGCGCAAGGCUAAAAGGGAGGCUCCACCUGGUGAGAAACCAGAACCAGUUAGGACUCACCUUCGCAACAUGAUUAUAGUACCUGAAAUGAUCGGUAGUGUCAUUGGUGUUUACAAUGGCAAGACCUUUAAUCAAGUUGAAAUCAAGCCUGAAAUGAUAAGCCAUUAUUUAGCUGAGUUCUCGAUCUCCUACAAGCCCGUUAAGCAUGGAAGACCUGGUAUUGGUGCCACCCAUUCUUCCAGGUUUAUUCCCCUCAAGUGAAGAUUUUGCGUAUGCAGUAGCUGUUGUUUCUUUCAUGGACUCUCCUUUUGUUUACCAGUUCGUAAUUUAGUAUUUUUAAAUUUUGGAGCUUGUCUUUAAAAGUGGAACAAGACGUUGUCUGUUUUUAUAUUCAAAUUAUGUUGUGCUUAAGAUACUGAAAUUCUAGCUGUCGUGAUGUUUGCUUGUA
Molecule: messenger RNA, 754 nt
Organism: Populus euphratica (Euphrates poplar)
Lineage: Eukaryota; Viridiplantae; Streptophyta; Magnoliopsida; Malpighiales; Salicaceae
Product: 40S ribosomal protein S15
Exons: 4
Coding region: 109-567 (152 amino acids)
Biological process (GO): ribosomal small subunit assembly; translation
Cellular component (GO): ribosome; cytosolic small ribosomal subunit
Molecular function (GO): structural constituent of ribosome; RNA binding
Source: RefSeq, a predicted model, not a curated record